UGUUGCAUAAUUCAUUACACUUCAUAACAAUUAUGGGGUGUCAGUUGUCUCAGUGGAAUGAUACACAAUUGAAAAUCCACGAAGAGGAUGGUCCUUGCUGAAGAAGAGGCCGAAGUUUUAACAUUGAAAGAGCCAGACCAUAACGUGAAGUUAUUCUUUAUCAAAGUGAAACGAGUUCGAUUCGACAAAUUAUUAUCAUCUUACUAAUACAACGAAGAAGUGGAUAAUAUUUGUAACGUUCCAGAAGAAAUGUGGUACUCGGCCUAACCUGGAUCUUACCUAUGUUAGUCUAUCAUCCUUUGUGUGUUCAAGGACUGUGAUAAAAUAAUAUAAGAGCACUUAUGAUUGACACACUCUGAGUAACUUCUAUUUUUGAUGAGCCCAUCAACCAGCUCCACGAUUUCACUGCUCUCUGGUAAACAUGUCGACCGAGAAGAGGAAACCGAAGAACUGGGAUCACUAGCUUCUGUAAUUCGUUUGCCCGUUUAUCAGAGUAGAGUCUAAGGGGGCACUGGGAACAGUUGAAAGGUGAAAUAAUGCAAGAUAUAGGCUGUGAAUCAGCAAUAAUAACAAGAAGAGAAUAAUCAUUGCAACGUCUAAUAUCUUAAAUAACACAUGUCGGAUGUAUCAGUUGGUUUUUGGUGUUUUAAUGUUCUUCUUGUUGUUUGUUGUUAAUUGAACUUUGUGAAAGAUGGAGUGGACCUGGUGGAAGGACUGGUGGAGAUUAAAAAAAUGGCGAAUUCGUAACGACGGGAAGAACCCACCGCCAAUUUCUGAAAUGGAAGAUUUAAGCGACCUGGAGGAAUGUUGCUGCUGCGACGAGUGUUUUGGCGAGCUGUCGGACGGGUGCAGCAACGAGGAUGGGUGCAUGGGCGGUGCUGAUCUCGAGGGCGAGGGUAAACAGGUCCUCGUUGGGGUCUGCGCGAUGUCCAAGAAGUCGCAGAGUAAACCAAUGAAGGAGAUUCUUACCCGGUUGGAAGAAUUUGAAUAUAUUAAGAUCGUCGUUUUUCCUGAAGAAGUCAUAUUGAAGGAACCUGUCGAAGAUUGGCCGAUAGUCGAUUGUCUGAUAAGUUUUCAUAGUAAAGGAUUCCCGCUGGACAAGGCAAUACACUAUGCCAAUCUACGCAAUCCAUUCAUCAUCAACAAUCUUCCAAUGCAAUAUGACAUUCAGGAUCGCAGAAGGGUAUACGCGAUACUAGACAGCGAGGGCAUUGAGAUACCACGUUACGCUGUGCUUGAUCGUGACUCAGCUGAUCCGAAACAUCACGAGCUCGUCGAGUCCGAGGAUCACGUUGAGGUCAAUGGCGUCACAUUCAAUAAGCCCUUCGUCGAGAAGCCAGUUUCUGCCGAGGAUCAUAAUAUAUACAUCUAUUAUCCGACUUCUGCUGGUGGUGGGAGUCAACGUUUGUUCAGAAAGAUAGGCAGUCGUAGUAGCGUGUAUUCGCCAGAAUCACGUGUUCGUAAGACAGGUUCCUACAUCUAUGAAGACUUCAUGCCCACCGAUGGUACCGAUGUCAAGGUAUAUACUGUUGGGCCGGAUUACGCCCAUGCUGAGGCCCGGAAGAGUCCUGCUCUCGAUGGGAAAGUCGAACGUGACUCCGAGGGCAAGGAAAUUCGGUAUCCUGUCAUUCUGAGCAAUGCUGAGAAACUCAUCAGCAGGAAGGUCUGUCUAGCUUUUAAGCAGACCGUAUGCGGAUUUGAUUUACUCAGAGCCAAUGGACAGUCAUUUGUUUGCGACGUGAAUGGAUUUAGUUUCGUUAAGAACUCGAACAAGUACUAUGACGAUUGCGCAAAGAUCCUGGGCAACAUGAUAUUGCGUGAACUUGCACCUACACUACAUAUUCCCUGGAGCGUACCAUUUCAAUUGGAUGAUCCACCCAUCGUGCCUACGACCUUUGGAAAGAUGAUGGAGUUGCGAUGUGUGGUAGCAGUCAUAAGACAUGGGGAUAGAACACCAAAGCAAAAGAUGAAGGUGGAAGUCCGCCAUCCUAAGUUCUUUGAGAUAUUCGCAAAGUAUGAUGGAUAUAAGCAUGGUCAUGUGAAACUGAAGAGGCCUAAACAGCUUCAGGAGAUUCUAGACACUGCUCGAAGCUUAUUGGCUGAAAUACAGCAUCGUGCUGCUGGUCCAGAGCUCGAGGAAAAGCAGGGAAAAUUGGAACAACUCAAAAGUGUAUUAGAAAUGUACGGACACUUUUCGGGUAUCAAUCGUAAAGUGCAAAUGAAGUAUCAACCACGAGGAAGACCCAGAGGAAGUUCCUCGGAUGAUGAUCGUCUUGGUGAGCCCUCCUUGGUUUUGAUCCUGAAGUGGGGCGGUGAAUUGACUCCUGCAGGUCGCAUUCAAGCUGAAGAACUUGGUCGAAUAUUUCGAUGCAUGUAUCCCGGCGGUCAAGGUAGACACCUUAGUGAGGAAGACUCAGAGAUUUUGCCAAGCCACGGUGAGUAUGCUGGUGCUCAGGGACUGGGACUUUUGCGUCUCCACUCAACAUUCCGUCAUGACUUGAAGAUCUAUGCCAGUGACGAGGGUCGCGUCCAGAUGACGGCUGCUGCUUUCGCAAAAGGUCUCUUGGCUCUGGAGGGUGAACUCACGCCAAUCCUGGUGCAGAUGGUUAAGAGUGCCAAUACUAAUGGUCUUCUAGACAAUGAUUGUGACAGUAGCAAGUAUCAGAAUAUGGUGAAGACGAAGCUCCACGAGCUUCUACAACAGAACAGAGAGUUCACGCGUGAGGAUCGCGAACAGAUCAAUCCGGGUAACGCACUCAGUAUAAAUGCAGCUAUGGAUUUUGUGAAGAAUCCUGUACGGUGUUGCCAGCAUGUGCACGCAUUGAUACAGAAGCUCAUGGAUAUUGUAAGGAUCAAGAAAGAUGAUCCUAAGACUAAGGAUGCUAUACUAUAUCAUGGGGAAACUUGGGAACUGAUGGGAAGGCGAUGGGGAAAAAUAGAGAAGGACUUUUGCACGAAGGACAAACGGUUUGAUAUAUCAAAGAUUCCAGAUAUUUACGAUUGUAUAAAGUACGACUUGCAGCAUAACAAUCACACCUUGCAAUUUGAUCAUGCUGAGGAAUUGUAUAUCUACGCCAAAUACCUCGCUGAUAUUGUGAUACCACAGGAGUAUGGAUUGACCGUCCAAGAGAAAUUGACGAUUGGUCAGGGUAUAUGCACACCGCUCCUGAAGAAGAUUCGUGCUGACCUACAAAGGAAUAUCGAAGAAUCUGGAGAGGAAACUGUAAAUCGAUUGAAUCCAAGAUAUUCUCAUGGUGUAUCGAGUCCGGGACGACACGUGCGUACGCGGUUAUACUUCACAAGCGAGAGCCAUGUUCAUUCUCUGCUUACAGUUUUGCGUUAUGGGGGUUUGUUAGAUGUGGUAAAGGAUGAGCAAUGGAGACGCGCAAUGGAAUACGUCAGCAUGGUGUCCGAGCUUAAUUACAUGUCACAAAUAGUUGUAAUGCUGUACGAGGAUCCUACUAAAGAUCCAAGUAGCGAGGAGCGUUUCCACGUGGAGCUGCACUUUAGUCCAGGUGUCAAUUGUUGCGUUCAAAAGAACUUGCCACCUGGACCUGGAUUCAGACCUCAUUCCCGCAAUGAGAGCAGUCAAAAUCUUGGUGACACUGGGUCUGGUCAGGAUACGACUUCUCAGUGCAGUACGCGUAUCGAAGAGGAGGAUACUGAAUUGGGUAUUGUUGAGGAUGAUGUCAUAACUCCACCAUCCAAAUCGGAUACCUCCCCACCGCCGAUGGAAACUGAACCGAUUGAUCCCAUAAUGGACAGUCCGACAACCAGCAGGGCAAUAGACAUGAUGGACCUAGAUUCGAAUUUAAUGGAUGAACCCUUCGACAGCGGAUUCCUCCAGAGUUCUGCACCGAUACCAAUCAGUGCCAGGACGGUCGCUGGUCAUGAAGCUGCAAGACUGGGUAGCCAAUUGGCAGCGAGUCAAAGACAACGACGGGAAAGGGAAGCAGCUGGAAUUAGUGAACCUCGCGCUCGCAGUUAUGAUCAUCAACGACAGGAUAAACCUGAGAAAGAAGCUUCAGUCCAGGAGGUUUCGGAGGAAUCAAGUAUACCGGAAUGUUCCCCCAGGAACGAUUUCCUUAACGUACCUUACCUGGGAAAGCCCUUAGUCCUGGCUCACUCCAUAAGCUCUCCGGAUCUGCCUAUACCAUUUGGCGUGAAUGCUUCUUCAGCCUCUAGUUCGGGAACCGCCAGUCCCCUAGUUACACUCCAUAGCACGCCCUUGGCAUCCUGUAGCACACUGUCGCCGUCCUGUGAUAACAACAACGAGAACGUAUCAACUCCAACGUGUAUAUCCUGCAAGCCUCCGCUGAUAUCACACACUAAGAAAUAUGGCCGCUCCCAGUCCGAGAUGACUCUGCCCAGUGUGGAAGUAAGCGGUGAGUUCAGCGAAGCUUCUCCGUCGGUAUUCAUGUCCAACCAGGUAUCAAGUUCCCUGUCGCCGUCCAACCACACGAACAAGUCACAUCAUUUGACCGUUUAUCAAGAUCACUACGACACGGAGUUUGGCUCCAAGAGACGAUCACGAUCCCUGUCACCCGGUUGUCCACCACGUUGUCCAUGUUACAAUUGCACCAUCUCGGAACUGAUAUCCCAGAGCAGAUCGCUGUCGCUCUCCGAGCGCUUAAACCUUCAAACUUACUUCUUUCGCUCGUUGUCUCAUAAGUUUUGCAACUGUUCAUGCUACUCGUCCGGCCUGCUCGAACCUAACUUCCUGUGGAUGGAGUCAUUCCGUUCCUGUCAGGAGGUCUUCCCGUCGACCCACGGAAGUCCCUGUCGUAACAUGACUUACUCGUCACACUUGAGCUCGUUCCCCGAGGAUGGUGCAACUGCAGGACACUGUCAGGAGACUGAUCUCAGUGAACACUCGAGACUUCCUUCGGGUAGUUCCACUCCGAAUACACACCUCCAGUGUUCUACACCCUGUGGAACGUCCAGGAUGCACUUCGGCUGUUGCGUCUACCGCCACGAGAAGCAUCGGCUCGAUACCACCAGGUCACCUCCCGGGUGCAGGGUUCUCUCGAGGACACUCUCGUGCUCUGAUAUGGGAGCCACCUUCGCUAAUCCUGGCACAGACUCCGAUUUCUCGUCCUCCUACUCCCACUCACCGGACUCACGCACUUACCGUAAUUUUAGAGAUAGACGAUACUCUCACAACGACGUCCUCGGGACGACGUCCUUGCUCGGACAUACGUCAUCGCGUCCUAUUGAUCUAGAACCACCGCUUUCGUCCUUGUGUCCUUGCACUCAUCAGCAUUAUUGUAAUGGCUCACGUCAUUGUCAUUGCUUUGCGCGUCAUCAUUACAAGUGUCAGCACAGAAUGUCCAACGAUAAUCCCAGGAAGCCGAUUCCCAGACUCCAACCGCAACGAUCCUUCUCAUCUCCAGACACACGACCUUCGAUCAUUCAACCUGACCUCACCUGCACAGCCAGGCGCCACCGUCACAGUAUCUCCGGACAGAUGAGUUAUUUCAAGCUGUUGGGCUACAACGUUAGCAAGAAGCUGACGGGAUCUACGAACAGCCUCUUUAGUACAGCUGUUAUAAGUGGCUCGUCGAGCGCUCCCAAUCUUAAGGACAUGGUACCGCCUCACGCGUCAGCUGUCGCUGAUAUGGAUUUUAUCGUAGCUAUUGAAGGAUUUGGGGGUGUGCCACCGAUCAGACCUCUGGAGACCCUGCACAAUGCGCUGUCCCUUCGUCAACUCGAUUCCUUCUUGGAGAUGAUGACCAUCGCACCCUUGUUUAGAACGCCGGCGUCAUCACCGCCUAAGUUUCCAUCGCCGGGAGGCUCGAUUCAUGGGGCGGUUAUGCCUAAUCUGAGCAUUGGCGGCAUCAGUCGAGAGUAUCAUUCCUCAGACUUGGAGUGUGUCAGGUACCGUAAGCCAUUAGGCGUCGUUCCUCUGUACAUCACGCCUACUCCUAUACAGUAUAAAGGACCCAAUGAUACUGAUGUAAUUGAUGUUAGGAAUCAGCCGUCACCUACCAGUCCGAACAGUACAGGAUGGUGGAGCAGCGAGCCUCAAUCCUUCCUGUCCUCGGAACCGUCCUCACCAGCACCAACAUCAGCUGGAGAGUGCAGUAUGUCUAUUAGCCUGGUCAGCAACGAUGGAAUACAGCCAUUCGGCGGCGGACCUAAUAAAUUCUCAACAACACCAGGACUAGACUUGGAUUUUAAUGACAUCUGCAUGAAUCUGGACCAGGAGUGCCGCGAGAGUCGCGGCAGCAUCUCUUAUACAGAUUAUUACAGUAACGAGGACGGUCAGAUUCGCGGAAGUGGGAACGAUACCAUCUGUAGGAAUUUGAAGCAGAGCACAUGCUCGAACGAGGCGAAUGCAGAUAACCUUGACGAUGACGAGGAUCACACUUUGACAUUGAGACAGAGCGAGGAGCAGAAGAAGCAAGACGUGAAGUACAUCUUCGAGCAGAAAGAGUCUUCCGCUUCCGGUACUGGGAGUACAACUGCUGCUAGUAUGGUAAAGCCAAGUAGUAGUUUCAAGAAAAUUGGCAGAUUCAGGGUGGAGAGCAUGGAGAUCGCUGACGAAGACGUUAGGAUAAAGGAGUCAACGUCCCUGAGUUCGACUUUCACUAGAGAAAACGACUCAAAGAAGAUGACGUCUGGCCCGUCAUCCUCCUGCAGUAGGAGGAGGAACUUCUCAAGAUCGCAGAGCGUCUCUACACCCAAGGUCACUUCCGAGAAGGAUAUAAGUGCUGAAUCAAGCUUCAAGUUCACCGCCAACCAGGGUUCCUGCUCGGUGACCUCCAGCGAUGAUCUCGAAAAUCGUAAGGUGAACUUGGUGGAGCCAUCGUCGACCGGAAGUCCUUCAAAGGAAUCACAUGAUCAAGAACCCAUACUUACUUUAGCAAGUAGUCUAAAGGACAGUUCCAGCAUAAAAAUAGGCUUUAACGUUCAGGAUAACAAGAAUGGUUAAUACGGACAACAAAACAUAAUAAGCACAACAUGUUCUCGAAAGGCCACGUAAGAUUUUACAUUUACUCCUUUCCGUAUUCGCCAGGCUAAUUUGAAGGCGUGAAUCGUCACGUAAACAGUACAUUCCACCUCGUAAGAGGCAACAAGAUAAAGAACAAUUAUUUUUUAAAAAUAUUACAGGAAGGAUCAACACAAAUUAAUCGUAAUAUUCUUGCACAUGGGACCAUACGUCCCUAAUAUAUGGGUUUUGAUAAUCGGAUGUUCCUACCCACUUUGUAAUUGCUUCAAUUGGGAUUUAAAAUUAAAGUGUCAUAUAUUCUCGUUGUACAUGACCGGGCAAUAAUGGCUUUUCUCUUCACAAACGUAAUAGUAUUAAAUGACAAUAGUAUUCUGGAAGACCAUUUUUGCUCCCUGCUGUGUAUGUUAACGUGUUUCAUUCAAAAUACAAAUAACAGAAGAGGCCCUUUCGAAUCCUAGCAGAUUUCUCAAAUAUUUGUUCAAUAAUAGACACAUAGGUCCGGCUACAUUGCUACGUAAGUGCAAUGUAAGUAGAUCGCUUUAUCAUGUUUUCUUUUUAUAAAUAUAUUUAAAUAUAUGUAGAAAUCAAAAAUUUACGUUUAACGAUGCAGGAAUUGUAAAUAGAUGCGUUUAUGCAGACGAUAUUGUGCAAUUGCUGGUACCUUUUUUUUCAUUUGCCUGACAUAUUUUUUUAGCACGUUGACUGCCACGGUACUUUUCAGAAUUAGGCCAACUAUGAGUUAUCUCGUAGCUUGGCUGUCAACGUGUUAAUCUACUGAUAUUGAAAAUCAUGAAUCACAUAGCUACUAGCGACCUUGAUCAUAAGUGGGUAGAAAUAAAAAAAAAAUAUCAGCUAAAGAUACAAAUGCAAGUGAUGAGAAUGGAAUGAAAUAAAAAUAGUAUACUCUUGUGGCGAACGAUCUCAUAUUUAUCAGAUGCAUUCGUGUACUUAGGAUUUGAGUUGCUACAGACAACAAGAAAAAUAUUAUAAGAAAAGGUACUCGACGUUCCUCUGUGUAUAGACGCUUUGUAUUAGAAUUUUAAAAACUGUGAAUAUAAUAUCCAACAAGUAAAAAUGUCCAUGUCAA
Molecule: messenger RNA, 8039 nt
Organism: Cephus cinctus (wheat stem sawfly)
Lineage: Eukaryota; Metazoa; Arthropoda; Insecta; Hymenoptera; Cephidae
Product: inositol hexakisphosphate and diphosphoinositol-pentakisphosphate kinase 2
Exons: 28
Coding region: 692-6934 (2080 amino acids)
Biological process (GO): inositol metabolic process; inositol phosphate biosynthetic process
Cellular component (GO): cytosol
Molecular function (GO): inositol hexakisphosphate kinase activity; diphosphoinositol pentakisphosphate kinase activity; 5-diphosphoinositol pentakisphosphate 1-kinase activity
Source: RefSeq, a predicted model, not a curated record